This is a messenger RNA of Bufo gargarizans (Asiatic toad), 1533 nucleotides long. Its product is annotated as zinc finger protein OZF-like. The record is from RefSeq and is a predicted model, not a curated record. The transcript is spliced from 2 exons. The coding region runs from base 1 to 1203 and encodes 400 amino acids. Gene Ontology annotation, molecular function: DNA-binding transcription factor activity, RNA polymerase II-specific; RNA polymerase II cis-regulatory region sequence-specific DNA binding. NCBI's taxonomy places the organism in Eukaryota, Metazoa, Chordata, Amphibia, Anura, Bufonidae. Gene Ontology annotation, biological process: regulation of transcription by RNA polymerase II.
AUGAACUACAUGUACGGCAUUGUGCAGGAAUUACAUGCCGCCAGUGACCUACAUGUACAUGUGCAGAUACCAGAGGCACAGUCUAAUAGGCUGCCGUCGUAUUCAUGUUUAACAUGUGGGAAAUGUUUUACACAGAAAUCAGAUCUUGUUACACAUGAAAGAAUUCACACCGGAACAAAACCAUAUCCAUGUUCAGAAUGUGGAAAAUGUUUCAGACAAACAUCAAGUCUUGGUAGACAUAAGAGAAUUCACACAGGAGAGAAGCCAUAUUCCUGUUCAGAAUGUGGGAAAUGUUUUAGCGUUAAAUCAAAUCUUAGUAAACAUAAGAGAAUUCACACUGGAGCAAAACCAUAUUCAUGUUCAGAAUGUGGGGAAAGUUUUAAAGAUAAACCACAUCUUAGUAAACAUGAGAGAAUUCACACCGGAGCAAAACCAUAUUCAUGUUCGGAAUGUGGGAAAUGUUUCACAGAAAAAUCAAGUCUUGUUAUACAUAAGAGAAUUCACACAGGAGAGAAACCAUAUUCCUGUUCAGAAUGUGGGAAAUGUUUUAUAGAUAAAGCACGUCUUCGUAAACAUGAGAGAGUUCACACCGGAGCAAAACCAUAUUCAUGUUCUGAAUGUGGGAAAUGUUUCACAGAAAAAUCAAGUCUUGUUAUUCAUACGAGAAUUCACACAGGAGAGAAACCAUAUUCCUGUUCAGAAUGUGGGAAAUGUUUUAUAGAUAAAUCACGUCUUCGUAAACAUGAGAGAGUUCACACCGGAGCAAAACCAUAUUCGUGUUCAGAAUGUGGGAAAUGUUUUAUACGGAAAUCGAUUCUUGUUAGACAUGAGAAAAUUCACACAGGAGAAAAGCCAUAUUCCUGUUCAGAAUGUGGGAAAUGUUUUAUAGCUAAAUCACAUCUUGAUACACAUAAGAUAAUUCACACUUGUGCAAAACCAUAUUCGUGUUCAGAAUGUGGGAAAAGUUUUAUAGAUAAAUCCUAUCUUAGUAAACAUGAGAGAAUUCACACUGGCGCAAAACCAUAUUCAUGUUCAGAAUGUGGGAAAAGUUUUAGAGAUAAAUCCUAUCUUAGUAUACAUGAGAGAAUUCACACCGGCGCAAAACCAUAUUCAUGUUCAGAAUGUGGGAUGUGUUUUACACAUAAAUCACAUCUUGUUAAACACCAUAGACGUCACACAGAAGGGAAACCAUUUUCAAAAUAAGGUUUAUUUUUAUGGUUGGAAUUAACCUGCCUCUACCAGACAAUUGCGGUCUAUUUCUCUGAGGUCAAUUGUGACCGAGAUCCAUGGAGGAAAAGUAUUGUGGAUAUAAGGACGAAAAGAAGAGCCUUGUUUAUUUUCAGAGCAGUGAAGAAUUGUCCCCAUGAACCUUGCUUCUUAUGACUGUAUUCACACCCCCACCCACACUGCGGGAGAAUCCAGAGUGACUUGGGGGAGAAGUAACGACGCUCCAUGUAAUCGUUUUAUAAUAUAUGUGGACAUAUCAAUUUUUCAUCUUCAUUCAAACAGUAUUUACAGAUAAAAUAAAAUCUU